Molecule: messenger RNA, 3443 nt
Organism: Drosophila bipectinata
Lineage: Eukaryota; Metazoa; Arthropoda; Insecta; Diptera; Drosophilidae
Product: protein MMS22-like
Biological process (GO): replication fork processing; double-strand break repair via homologous recombination
Cellular component (GO): nuclear replication fork
Source: RefSeq, a predicted model, not a curated record
CGUCUUUCAACACUGGCAGCAAAAUGCCGCGCAGCUAAUCCUCCAGAGACUCCCAUCAACAAGUUCGAAUCCCUGUCUUCACCAUGGACUACGACCUAUUCCAGUCCGAUGAUGACGAGGAUAUCCUCACAGCCUUCGACCAGGCUACCCAAAAACUGCAGCAGGAAACCCUUCAGGGGAGAAUGGAUGUGGACGAGGGCGAUUUCGACUCCGCCAACGAGUAUGACGGUCUGGAGCUCCUUCCAGAGUUCUGCUGCAGCGGAAGGGAUACCAUCAAGAGCCAGUUCCCCAGCGAGAGCUUCCUGCGGAAUGGCUAUGGCCAGUUGAACCCACCGCGUUGUCGAAUGGACAACCUCUGUUUUGACUUUUCCCAGGGCCAACUUACGGUCCCCUCCGUUAGAGACUAUCUGCAGGCCGAGGCAUGCAAGAACAUCCAAAAACUGUUUGCCGCCGUGGCAGGUCAACAGCAGUUGCAGACAGCUCCGAGUUCCAUGGGCUCCGGCUGGUUUCGGGCGCGUCAGCAUGUCACUCACUUCUACCAUAUGCUGCUAUGGAUGCGGGAAGAGCGGCUGAUCUUUGAGUCUCAUCACUACCUUGAGGAUCUGCGACAUUUGCUUGACAACCAGCUGGACGCAGAUGCCUGGAAGGUUCUGUACUUUGCCGAGAACAGCAAGGGAAACGAUUGUCAGGCACCGGCGUAUCACCUCUACCAUGGCAUUCUGGAGUGGCGUUUCCUGGACCUUAUUCUGCUAUUCUCCCACCAGGAGCAGGAGCAGCAAGGUCUGGCGCAGCUGGAACGAACUCUGGACGAUCUUAUUGUUUGUGCGGUAAACCAUUACCGAGGCAAGCAUCGGCCAGAACUGAUUCACUCUUCUCCGUUCAUGUGCCGCUGCACCAAGGAGCUGUGGUUGCUGUUGACACGUCUAAUCCCGCUGUGGCUGGCCGAGAAAGAUCUAGAUUUCUGGACCCUUUUCCACAAAGCCAUGCAGAGGCAUAAGCUGAACCACUUUCAAGGCGAUGCCAACGGUGUUAAUUUGGCCUUCCAGGAGUUCUACGCCUGGCUACGUCUGGGACUAGCUCGCUUAGAGGAAUACAGCCCGGAAGGCAUUCAUCAGCCAGAAUGCGUUCUUCCAUCCCCACCGGCAAACUUUCAAACAGCGGCUCUUCUCAAGCAAUUCCUGGCCAGUCAGCCGGAUGAGCAGAACCGCAGGGUCUACCUAUCGCUUCUUGCACCUCUUCAGCUCCAUUUGGGCCAGCCGGACACCGAUGUUCUGUGCCAGCUGUGGGAGUACCUCCAUCGCUCUCUGAACUGCAACUUUAACGCAGGCAAUGACCUGGAUCAGCUGCCCCUCACCUGCCCCACUGGAGCUGCCUAUGUUGAACGCUAUAGCAAACUCCUAUCCAAGUCCCAGCUAGAGGAUCUGAAUCUCAGUAGCUUCACGAUGUACGCAUGGAUGCUGGGCAGGACACUCAGGCUGCUGCCACUUCAGGGCAGGAGUAACCAGCGCCAAAAGCUCCUGGGCCGCAUCUUCAGCAAAUUCAGUGCCGCGAAAUUGCUGGCGCUCAACGAGUCUGGAAUCCACCAUGUCAUCGAACUCUUCCUCUGCCUGCUGCUCUCCCAGGGCGAGGAAUUGGGCGAUCUGGCCCCGAAACUGCGGGAGAUGCUUCUCUGUCUGGCUCUGGAAAAGAUGCCACCUGUUCGCAGGGUUUUGGUAGCCAAGGGUCACAUGGCACUGCUUCUCCUGCACGCUCAGCAUCGAUUGUCCUUCGAGGACUAUCUGGGUAAGCUGCUGGCCCAACUGGCUGCCAUUCGAAAUGAGGUAGAAGUGGGUGCUAUCUACGCCGGCACCCUCCAAGCCAUUUUCGAUCUGGCUGACGACUUUAAUCGAGGAGAGCAGCUGCUCCUGGGACCCUGGCUGACGCACUACAUGGAAAAAAGCGGCCAGGCUUCGCAGGAUCGGGUGUGGCAAGCCCUGGAUUCCAUGAUCGUUCGAUUGGACGAAUCAAAGACUGUGAUGGUGAAUGAGAGCGGCAUCCGGGAAGGACUCCAACACAAUGUGCUGCCACUUCUCAGAACUCAGUACGUAUGUGGCCACAGUUCGUGGCUGCCCAAGCUGGCGGCCAAGUUUGUGAGCCUGGAGAAGGAGCGCGAGCGGGAGAAGCUGAUGCUUAGCUUUCUACAGGGCCCCGAGCCGGUGAAUCUUGCCGCCUCCGCCCAGCUGAUACUUCAGAUUCUAGAAGAACACCACCAGGCCAUCAAGCCCUCCAGCUCCGCGGUCCUUCAGGUGUGGGUCAAGUCCCUGGUGCUACUCAACGCCCAGCACGAGGCCGUUGUGGCCCUAACACCUCACGUUGUCCGGCUGGAUGAGUUUCGCCAGCUCUCCAUAGACCCUGCCGCCCUGGAAGGAGGUCGUGAACCACUCUGCGCUUUUUUCGGCGCCCUGGGGCGUCGUGCCCAGCAGGAAGAGGCAGCGGCCCACGUGCGGAUGCAGCUGAGCCACAAGCUGCACGCCUACGUUAACCACUUUGAACUGUGGCUGCCAGCAGACCGCCUGAGAUCCGAGAUGGGCACUCGCUUCUACAGCUUUCUGGCCAUCGUCAUCUAUAACUGUCCGAGCUUGGCGUAUGUGAGGUCCAAGCCCACCUGCUUUUUCCACCUGGCCAUGGUUCGCUUCCUGCUAACCACUCAGCUGCAGGCGGGAAAUGCUCCCGAGGGCCGUCUACCCCAAAUGGUGCACAAGAUCUUUCCCGUGCUGCUCCAAGGGAUAGGUCGGCUGCCGUACCGCACUGACGCCUAUGUGAGCAAGACCUUGGAGCAGCUGGUGCAGCACUGGACGCCGCACUUCAGCUUCUCGCCAAGCGCCAAGCUGGUGGCGCGGCCCUACGCCACGCUGCUGCAGGCGGAUCAGGAAGGAGAAAUUACACAGCAUGUGCUUCAGCUGCUGGUGACACAGUUCUUGGUAGUGCAGCGCCGCAAGGCUGGUCCGCAAGCGGGACUGGUGAUCACAAUCCUACAGCAGCUGGUCGAAGGAACACCCAGGGAGCAGGCGGAGGUACAGCUUAUGACGUUUAUCCAGGCCGUGAACAUGCCCCUGCUGGAGCACGUAAUGUUUGUCGACGAGCUGGAGCACAGUCGGGGCCAGGUCCUGGGGCUUUAUCGAGUGCUUGCUGCCCACGAGGGAUUCAAGCGUUCGGUGGCGCUUAAGGACCAGUGCUGCACUCACCUGCGAAGCCUAGCGGAGAAACACCUGGCCCACUGCACCUACUUCUACUUCCAGAUGCUGAUAAAGCUGGCGGAGGUAUCUGCUGAUAUGGUGGCUCCCAUCCUGCCGUUUGUGAAUGAGCAGGCCAAGCAGGUGGAGCUGAAACGGGGAGCUGGCGAAGAUGUGGGCAUUCGGAAGUGCCUGCAGAGACUCCAGCAAGUCUUGAGCUAGGAUUAGGCC